AUGUUUAACGAUGGUGAUGAUGAUCGAUCUGGCACAUAUAUGUCAAACGGAGCAAAUAACCUGGCUGAAUUAAACCAACACAACACACCACUAGAUGGUGAUCUGUUAAAACCAUUAUGUCAUCAUCCAAAAAGAUUAAUAGGGAGAAGUAUUGAGUCACUAACACCUUCAGACUUUUUCUGUGGUACACCAAAACUUCAAGUUGUUGAAGUUGACUUAGGACAGUUAACAGACUUUUACGGUAGACAAAAUUAUGGAAUCAAGCAAAUAUCAGUGAAUUCAGAAGAAGAAAACAAUACUUCUUUAACUGUAACUGUCAGAUGUCAUGUUAAAGGUUCACCAGAACUUCAGAUUGACUGGUAUCGUCCUGCCCUUUAUAGUAAUGAUACUAUUACUGAUCAAAAAUCAAAUUUUCAGUCUAAUUUAUUUACUCAGAUACAGGAUCACCAACAAUUUAUUCGCAUUCCUAACACAAAACUUCUCAGAUCUGGUGGGAUUGAAUUAAAAUUAAGUCGACAAAUUAACUUAAAAAAUGAAAAUGAAAUCAAAGGAAAAAACAAUGGAUUCAAGUCAUCAUCAACAAUUGAAAAAUUAAUUUGCUUCGCUACAGACUCAAAUGGGAAUACAAGCGCUGAGAUAGUCUUUCACUGGCCAACUUUUGAGAAUUUACAAAUUAUAUCAGCUAAUGCGAUGAAUAUGCGGACAAAACUAAAAUCUCCUCAAAAUGAUGGUAAAGAUGUUGGUGAAAAUAAUGUAUAUGCAGAUAAAAGUAGGAUAAAUAAGGAUCGUUCGUCGGGUAAUUAUGAACUUACACCUGGAUGGUACACAGUUCUUCAAGAUGAUCCAGAAAAUAUGUUGUUUCAGAAACAAUUCUCUGUACUUGAAAUGAUCGGGGCUGUUGUUGGAACAUUCACUGCAACUUUAACCUUCUUUGUAUUUGGAUACUGUCUACUACGAUUUCAUAGACGAAGUCGUUAUAAAGUUCGUUCGAAAAUUCUGUUACACCACACCACAUCGGAAAACUCCUAUCGUAAUUUUUCACCAGCUUCUGAAAAUUUGAAGUCACCACCCUAUUCAGUAACUAAUAAUCACAUACCUAGCAAUGAUAGUAAUAACAACAAUAUAUCAUAUUCUGUUGGUGCUGUGCCGAAUACUUUGAUGAAUUCUUAUACAACAAGUAACUUUCUAACAAGGAAUGGAACACCAGUAAAUGAGUUCAGUGGAAUGAAACGUCUGCCGUACACAACAGCGACUUAUGAACCAAUAAACUGCUCCGGUGAUUUUCCGACAUCUACAGGAUAUUCUGAUUCACAAACGUACGACUUACCACAAAUCCUUCCAACUCAUUCACCGCCAGCAAUACCACUACCUCCCUUACCAAAUGGCUUUAUGAAUAGCAAUGGUAGGUCCUCUGCUAUUGGCCGAACUAAUGAGAAUGAACGUGAAAAUGGUAACAGCAGUGAUAAUAAUAUACCGCUUUUAAUGACAACUAUGCCUUAUAUGACAACAUCACCAUCUGUAAAUGACGUAAACCGAUGCGUAGAUGCAUCAGUACUAUCCCCAUUACUUAUGAACGAUUCAAGAACUUUAUCUGCAGCCAUGUCAGCUGCUGCUGCGGCAGCCACAUUGAACUUACAUAUGAAGCAACAACAGAACUCACAAAAUCAACAGUUCAACACGAAUAAUAAGCAUCUUGUUCAGCAAAAUCAGUACUUCACUCAGAGUACUACAAAUGAUAAUAUCCUAGUACAGAAUCAAUUGCUAGACCUUAUCACUCGUCAAAAUCUGCUCAGUCGCCAACUACGUGAUACACAACAUUGA
Molecule: messenger RNA, 1821 nt
Organism: Heterobilharzia americana
Lineage: Eukaryota; Metazoa; Platyhelminthes; Trematoda; Strigeidida; Schistosomatidae
Source: the annotation of a GenBank genome assembly